Molecule: messenger RNA, 3769 nt
Organism: Cololabis saira (Pacific saury)
Lineage: Eukaryota; Metazoa; Chordata; Actinopteri; Beloniformes; Belonidae
Product: TPA-induced transmembrane protein homolog
Exons: 10
Coding region: 226-1149 (307 amino acids)
Source: RefSeq, a predicted model, not a curated record
CCAGGUAUUUCCUCCCACCGACCCCCGGGGUCACAAUCAGCAGAGCCAAGUGUGUUUUAGUGAGAAACCUGGGGGGUUUAACCCGCACGGGAGACGUUUUAAACCUGAAUUAUAGCUCUGCGUUGGUGUGACGCGGAACCAUAAAUCAGCCUUUAGGAUCACUGCAUAUUUCUCAAAUACUCAAGGGUUUCGGUGCGUCUUCCGGGUUCUUGCAAGAGAAACUAAAUGGACCUGGAGCUGGACGUGAUAGGGGUUCGGGACGGAGCAGCGCAUUCGUUUGACCAAUCUGACAGGGAUGAGGAGGCAGGAGGUAAAGUUAAACAGUUGAUCCACAUGGACGCCAGUCAAACACAGGGAGGAGACUUUGUGGCUUUGCAGGUGACAGCAAGUAACGCAGAUGAGCUGGACUACAUAGAUGCAACAGCAAGACGAAACAGUCCUGUUUUGCAGGCAGCAGCAGCUUGUGCAGAUGGGGUGGACCACAUGGAUCCUUACGUGGCAGAAAGCCAGGGGCUUAUGCAGAUGGCUAAUGGUAAUGGGGAGAGGAUGGCCAUGGGAACAGAGGGUCAACAGAAUGGAGGAAACGGAUACCACUCUCAAGAGAAUAUCCGUCCUAUCUAUGGGAUAGCAGAACUGAAUAAGAAAGUCUACCGUGGGGUCAGGCUGUGGAUGAUUAUCCUCUUAAUCUUGGUCAUCAUCGCUGUUGUGAUCGUCGGCACUUUGGCUGUUUGUUCAGCAAUCCAUGUGGAUGAAGAUGAGCAGUUUGACCGUUCGCUGUUUAAAAUUCCUCAUUAUUUCAACGGAAGCUUCGACAUUCCUUCCAAUCCCUCCUACAAUGAAAGUCAAGUGUCUGCAGAUCUUCAACAAAAGCUGGCCGACCUUUACAGAUCCUCCCAUGCUCUGGGCCGCUACUUCUCUGAAGCUGAGAUAUAUGCUUUGAGAAAUAAUUCUGUUGCGUACAAGCUGACGUUUGUGUUGCCAGAUGAGGAAAAGGAGGAGCUGAGAAACUUGACUGUGAGCAGGGAGAUGGUCUACAACGUGUUCAGACAGUUCCUUUACGACCAGGAUCCGGUCGAGCCAGGUGGAAUGCACAUCGACAAGGCUUCCUUAAAGAUGGACGUGCACAAACAGACAGAAGGAAAAGCAUAACUUGUUCAAACGAUAUUCAGAAAAUCCUGGGAUGAAUCCUAUAUAAAUGACUCAGAUAUCCGUGAGAAGUUAAAAUCAAUCAGCUCAUGAAGCACCUUCACCACAGGAAGCUACAGGCCACACUGCCGCCACAGAUCAUCCGUCAUGUGGCUGAUGUCUUCUGAUGUGUCUGCUGGUAAGGGACGACAGCAAAGUCAAGUUUUCAUAUUUUUUUUUUUUUUUUUUUUUACAUCCGAUUGUGCAAUGUGCAAACUCCAGGAGUCUAAGCUUAAAUGUCACCAAGUUUUUUGUUUGUAUUCAUUCUUUGACUACUGUGAUUUCACUGUAGGCAUCUUUUUAUUUCUGACGGAAGACAAGUAAAACCAAGCCAUUAUUAUUAAGUGUAUAUAUAUAUAUCUGUGCUGUUGCCAUGUAUCUUCAGAAAUUAUCUUGAAACUGUAACCUGAAACACUUUAUAUAUAUUUGCCAAAGAACCAAGAAACAUUCAAAGGUAAGUAGAAGUUUUAUUUGCUUGAUGAUGACUGUGAAAGCCUUUGUGUAAAGUGUGUAUUCUGUACAAAGUUCAUGCGUCACAUGUUUAUCAGGGAUCAUCUGCGUGCUGGUUUUUGUGGUCUAUAUUGUCUUUUUUUUUACCACACUGAUCUUUGUUUUUAUGAUAUUUUAUCUCUUUUUACGCCAAACAGCAGAGGGAGUGCAUGUGCUCUAUGGUGUCUGUAAUGCCGGAUUUGCAUGGCUAUUUUUAACCCGAGAUAAGACGAUGGUUAUCUCAGUUCCUACCAAUGGUGGUAAAUAAUUCACCUUUUCAGUCAAUAGAAUCUUGUCAGCUGAUCAGACUCGUCUCUGGCACUGAUCUUACCCACGUGUCAGCCCGCUAAUAAGAUUACGCAAGUGUUUAUUGUGUACACCAAACCGUGUGGUGGGCACGGCUCCUCUUCCACCCGGAUAGUCAAGAAUUAACCUUCACUUGACAUGACACCCUGAGGAGCAGCACACCAAGGGUCUUUUUCAGAGGUGUCAAGUAACGAAGUACAAAUACUUCGUUACCUUACUUAAGUAGAAAUUUUGGUUAUCUAUACUUCACUGGAGUAAUUCUUUUUCAGACGACUUUUUACUUUUUACACAAUUAUCUGUACUUUUUACUCCUUACAUUUUAAAAACAGCCUCGUUACUCUAUUUCAUUUCGGCCUUUAAAAAAAACUAUCCAGUUAAAUUGCUCCAUCCGGAUAGAGUGAAUUUGGUUGUGGUUGUUUCAGAUGUUCUUGUCCAGUUUUGUUCUUACAUCCGUUCCCUCAGAUUCCUGCAACUAAACUUGGAUGUACAUUCCAAUAAAGGUUAGGAUAAAUGAUAACAUGCCUCUGAAGUUUGACUUUUUGCACCAUUACAAUACUUAUAGGCAACUAGUCAUCAUAUCUCCUGCUCUCUGAAACACAUGUUAAUGCUCAAUAGUACACAUAUAUGCUUCUUUAAUAUAUUUGCAUUAUACUAAGAUGCAUUCAUUUUCAAUGGCUUUUGUCCUUAAUGGCUUUUUUCCCCCUUACAUUACUUUUACUUUUAUACUUUAAGUAGUUUUGAAACUUUUAUACUUUUACUUGAAUAAAAAACUUGAGUUGAUACUUCAACUUCUACAGGAGUAUUUUUAAACUCUAGUAUCUAUACUUCUACCUGAGUAAUGAAUGUGAAUACUUUUGACACCUCUGGUCUUUUUUUAACCAAUCCCCUAUAAUAGUAUACUUUAAUUCACCAUCUCCGCCUGUUGAAAUAUAUCCACUGCAGAAAGACGCUGUGGAUUUGGACAUUUUCAUAAAUAAAUAGGAUCACAAACCAUGUAGUUAAUUCUCAAGCUUAUUAAGCUCCUCUCAUGUAGCAGCUCAUGGUUGGAAAGAAUUAGAAUAUUUUUUUAAUUUGCUUUCUGAAACAUGAAAGUGUACCAAGAUCUAGAAGAGACGCUUGAACUCUUCGAAGAGUUUUUGUUUUUUUUUGCAAUGUUUUAUCGAUAUAUUGUAUUGACUUAAUCCUCAAGUGUCAUUAAAAAAGGACAAGGGAUGUUAGCUUGUGCUUUACUUUGUAGUUGCAGCACCUGGAGUUAUUAACUUCAAAUUAUUACCCACGUGUCCAGCAAGGGGUCUUAAGCAGUGGUUCUCCACUGGUCUUAAAAACCGCAGCCCAAAAUCAAGGAACAUUUUUUACUCACUCAUUGAAUGUGUAACAAGUCUUAUACUUGUAAAACUAUUCAAUCACUUAAGCUGAUGAAGCUGCAAACAAUCAAAAUAUUUCAGUAACAGUAAUACUGAUGCUGGUUCCAAGAGUAAAAACUGAACCUGGAAAAAAAGGCUUUUACAUAUUGUGGCCCAACAUCCUGGAACAAUUUCCAAAAAAAACAAAAAUGAUCCGAGUUGAUCACUUUGGGUGAAUUUAAGUCUUUAAGAGACUGUGAAAUCUUUGUACAUGUAAACGUUCUAUCUGAUUGUAAUUCGUGGAUGCUCAGUGUUGUCUGUGUUGUUUGUACAUUAAACUUUUUAUUUGAUUCUUGUCGCUGCCAUCUUGGCCAGGUCGCUCUUGUAAAAGAGGUUUUUAAUCUCAAUGAGACUUUUCAUCAUGGAUAAAUAAAGGAUAUAUAAUA